AUGGCAGCACCGCCGCCGGCGCUCCCAGGGGAGCUUGUCGAAGAGAUCCUCCUCCGCCUCCUACCCGAAGACCCCGCCUGCCUCCUCCGCGCCUCCCUCGUCUGCAAGGACCGGGGCAACAGCGUCUCCGGCCCCGGCUUCCGCCGCCGCCUCCACGAGCUCCACGGGGCACCCUCCGUGCUCGGCCUCCUCCAUGGCAAGCCCAGCCAGCGCUUCAUCCCCACCACCGCCUCUCCCUUCUUCCUCGCCACCCCGGAUCACCGCUCCAGGCGGUCCCUCGACUGCCGCCACGGCCGUGCCCUCUUCCUCCAGGACGCCAAGGAACUCCUCGUGUGGGAGCCAAUCACGGGCUCCCAGUGGCGUGUACCUCUGCCUGCGGCGUUCAAGCGCAGCUACUCAACUGCAGCCGUGUUCCGCGCGGCGGAUGGGUGCGACCAUCGCGACUGCCUCGGGUGCCUUUCCCGUGUGCUCUUCGUCUUCUCCUCUGAUGAUGACGACGAUGGGUUUGCCACGUCCCUUUCCGCGUGCUUAUACUCAUCGGAGACCCGUGCCUGGGGCAGCUGA
Molecule: messenger RNA, 564 nt
Organism: Triticum turgidum subsp. durum (durum wheat)
Lineage: Eukaryota; Viridiplantae; Streptophyta; Magnoliopsida; Poales; Poaceae
Source: the annotation of a GenBank genome assembly